AUGACAAUCAUAUCCGGCCCAGAUGAUAAUUCAAGUCAUGCCUAUGAUGAGAUUAUAGUUUCCAUUGUGGAUUAUGUCUACAACUUCCAGAUCACGGAUGAUAAUGCUUGGCUGCGAGCCAAAGCAGCUCUGAUUGACGCGCUCGGAGUCGCUUUGGAGAGCGUCCAUACAAGUCCAGAGUGCGCCCAGCUCUUGGGGCCACCGCUGCCCCUUGCACCAGGCAUUUCAGGUCUCUUUCGUCUACCUGGAACAUCUCACCAGCUAGAUAUUUUGAAGGGGGCCUUUGACAUGGGAACGAUGAUCCGGUACUUGGAUCAUAAUGAUGCAUUUCCGGGCGCCGAAUGGGGUCAUCCUUCAGACAAUUUGGGAGGUAUCCUGGCAGCGGCGGAUAUCUGCAGCCAACUCGCAUUUGCUCAGGGAGACUCAUCACUUGAGAUCUCCAUGGGUCAGGUACUCUCCGCAUUGAUCAAAGCCUAUGAAAUCCAGGGCUGCUUUCAGAUAGCAAAUGCUUUCAACAAAGUCGGGAUUGACCAUGUCAUCCUUGUGAAAGUGGCCUCGACCGCCGUUAUCUCGUGGCUGUUGCGUCUCUCGCCAGAGCAAGCCAAAAGUGCUGUCUCCCAUGCAUGGAUGGACGGUCACCCAUUGCGGGUGUAUCGACAGGCUCCGAACACAGGCCCUCGUAAAGGAUGGGCAGCUGGUGAUGCGUGUAUGCGCGCUGUUCAUUUGACAUUGCUAGCCAAAGCCGGUCAACCGGGCGCUACGACAGCCUUGACGACUCCGCGGUGGGGCUUCUACGACGUAUUAUUCAAAGGUAAACCAUUUGAAUUACCACGCCCCUUUGGAACAUGGGUGAUCGAAACAGUCCUCUUUAAGAUCAAUACCGCAGAGGGACAUGGCAUGACGGCAAUCGAAGCAGCACUUCAAACCGCUGAGACAAUGAGACAGAAAGGAUUAGAUCCGGCUAUCGACAUUCGCAGCAUUCAUGUGCGCACACAGGAGGCUGGAAUGAUUAUUAUCAAUAAGCAUGGAGCGCUGCACAAUCCCGCUGACCGCGAUCAUUGUCUACGAUACAUGGUAGCCGUUGUGCUACUCAAAGGGACGCAAAUUGAGACGGCGGACUACCAGAAUGACAGUCCAUGGGCCACCGACGAGCGGAUCGAGGCAUUGCGCCAAAAGAUUACCAUGGCCGAAGACCCAGAAUUUACACGCGAUUAUCACGAUCCUAAUGUUCGUAGUGUGUCAAAUUCCUUGUCUGUCACAUUAAAUGAUGGCACACAGCUUCCCGACGUGGUAGUUCCAUACCCCUUGGGCCACGUUCGUCGCAAAGACACCCUCAGCCAGGUCUACAACAAAGCUAGAAAGAAUCUGGGGCUCCGACUGCCAGCUGAAAGGGUGGAAAAAAUCAUGCUGCGGCUCGCAUCCCCCGAUUUUAGCUCG
Molecule: messenger RNA, 1437 nt
Organism: Penicillium macrosclerotiorum
Lineage: Eukaryota; Fungi; Ascomycota; Eurotiomycetes; Eurotiales; Aspergillaceae
Product: 2-methylcitrate dehydratase
Exons: 2
Molecular function (GO): 2 iron, 2 sulfur cluster binding; 2-methylcitrate dehydratase activity
Source: RefSeq, a predicted model, not a curated record